GUUUAAGCUUGGUUUGAUGGUUGAAUUUCAUUCCUUUUAGAAAAUGCCAGAUUGGAGAAGAAGUACAGGCACUGCUGAGGCCCUCUGGGAACAUUGCACAGGUUGAAACAAUGAAAGAAAAACUUAGAAGAGCAUUGCAAUAUUCUAGGGUGGGAUUACCAGUUCCGGAUGAUGUCCCACUUCUCAAGAAAAGAACUAGAGUAGAUGCAUCUUGUCAAGAAGAAGAUUUCACAAUGAAAGCUGAAACUAGCGAAUUCUGUUUGAAGAGAGCAGUUGAACCUCCACGGUAUAUAGAAACCAAGAAUAAACCUGUGGUUUCAAUAUCUGUUUUCUCAUCCAAUGGCUCAGAAAAAAAUAUGCUGGUUAGUUUUGGAGAUCCUCCAGCUAUUCCUAGGGAGCAUGAUGGUCUAUGCAAAGACCGCAUUUCACAAGUGGGUUUGGAAAAAAACAUGCAGGUUGAUCUUAGAAAUCCUCCAGAUAAUCCUUGUAGGCUUGCAAGCAAAGACCCCAAUACACAGAGGGAAGUUGUAACAAAUAUGCAGGUUGAUAUUAAAGAUCAUCCAGUGGUUCCUUGUGGGCUUGAUGAUGAAGGCAAAGACCCCACUUCGCAGAAUCAGAGUCAGGGGGCUGAUGAAUCUGCACGACAUUCCUCAAAUAGUGGUGCUCCAUUGGCUUGUAAUGAAGAUGACUCUUUCAGUGGUACGAGUGUGGUGCAUGUAUUAAGGCCUGCAGAGGUUGAAACUAAGAGGAUAGAUCUCCCUGUAGUUAUGAUGGAGCAGGAGAUAAUGGAAGCAAUAAAUGAACAUUCUACUGUUAUUGUAUGUGGAGAAACAGGAUGUGGAAAAACCACCCAAGUUCCUCAGUUCCUUUAUGAAGCUGGUUUUGGUUCGAGUAAUUGCAUUACAAAGAAAGGAAUGAUUGGUGUUACUCAGCCUCGUCGUGUGGCUGUUCUUGCAACAGCUAAACGAGUGUCAUAUGAAUUAGGUGUACGUUUGGGUAGAGAGGUUGGUUUUCAAGUUAGGCAUGACAGGAGGAUGGGUGACUGUAGCUCCAUCAAGUUUAUGACUGAUGGGAUUCUGCUAAAAGAAGUGCAGAGUGAUUUUCUAUUGAAGCGUUACUCGGUAAUCAUACUUGAUGAGGCUCAUGAAAGGAGCUUAAAUACGGAUAUACUAAUUGGAAUGCUCUCCAGGAUCAUAGGAUUGCGCCAGAAAUUAUAUGAAGAGCAACAGGUAAAGUUGCGAUCAGGUUCAAAGUUGAAACCUGAAAAUAUGUUCGGUCCUUUAAAGCUUGUGCUAAUGAGUGCCACAUUGAGAAUAGAGGACUUUGUUUCGAAUAGCAGGUUGUUUCAUGCACCUCCACCCCUUAUCGAAAUCCCCACAAGACAAUUCCCUGUUUCCAUCCAUUUCUCUAGGAAAACAGAAAUGGUGGAUUACCUUGGCCAAGCUUACAAAAAGGUUAUGUCAAUCCACAAGAAGCUGCCUCCUGGUGGUAUCCUGGUGUUUCUUACUGGCCUGCGAGAAGUUGAACAUUUAUGCAGGAAGUUACGUAAAGCUUCAGGGCUACUGAGAAAACGAAUUUCCAAUGGAAAAGCAGUGGAUAAAAAUUUGGGUUUCUCAGAACAAGACCCUGAUAUGAAAAGCAUCUGUGAAGCUUCUGAAAAUACAUGUAAGCAAGGAAUUGAAGAGUCCCAUUUUUUUAAUUCUCAUGAGGAAGAUGUUGAUAUUCCUUUGUCUGAUUCAGAGUCUUCUGAGGUGGAGAGUGAAGAGUUUGAGAGUGACGAUGAGAUUAUAACUAUGGAGAGUGGUAAGGUUCUAGAUAUUUUAAAAGAGCCAGGAAGCUUGUCUUCACUAAAAGCUGCCUUUGAGAAUUUGGCAGGAAAUUCCUCGAGUGCAGUUCCGAAGGAAGACACACAUUCUCCUAAUGAAGAAAACAUACAUCAUGUUUCUAAUGGAAACAAUGAAAGCCCUACCAUCAAAAAGGAAGGAAGCACUGAAAACCCCAAUAAAGUUGCAAGCCCAUUGUAUGUCCUUCCCCUCUAUGCCAUGCUACCUGCACCUGAGCAGUUGCGAGUUUUUGGGUCAGUGCCUGAAGGUGAGAGACUGGUAGUUGUUGCUACCAAUGUGGCUGAAACCUCAUUAACAAUUCCAGGUAUCAAAUAUGUUGUGGAUAGUGGGAGAGAGAAAGUGAAGAACUAUGAGGGUAGCAGUGGAGUGGCAAAAUUUGAAAUUCAGUGGAUAAGUAAGGCGUCGGCUUCUCAGCGAGCUGGAAGGGCUGGGCGUACAGGGCCUGGGCAUUGCUAUCGUUUGUACUCAUCUGCAGUUUUUAACAAUAUUUUUCCGGACUUCUCGACUCCUGAGAUAAGCAAGACUCCUGUGGAUGGUGUCUUCCUUGUCAUGAAGUCCAUGGGCAUUGAUAAGGUUGCAAAUUUCCCUUUUCCCACACCACCAGAGAGUGCGGCUCUAGCAGAAGCUGAACAAUGCUUGAAAGUCCUUGAUGCACUGGAUAGCAAGGGAAGACUUACACCUCUUGGGAAGGCCAUGGCUCGCUAUCCAAUAAGCCCUCGCCAUUCCCGUAUGAUUUUAACAGCUAUUCAAAUUAUGAACAAAAAACCAGGCUAUGCUAGAGCAAACCUAGUUCUAGCAUUCACUGUUGCAGCUGCAGCAGCUCUGAGCUCAAUCAACCCUUUUCUGGUGGACCACCAUGAUACGGAUAGGGAUAGAGAGAAAAAAACAUUGGGUGAUGACAUGGGUAAUAGAGCUAAAGAGGGGGGUGAUGACGUAGGUAAUGCUCAGGCGAAAUUGGGGAAGAAGAAGCAGAGGGCACUGCUCAAGGCAUCUAGAAAGAAGUUCUCUAACCCUAGCAGUGAUGCUCUCACUCUAGCUAAUGCAUUAUGUUUGUUUGAGGCUUCAGAAAAGACCUCGGAGUUCUGCUUGACUAAUAGGUUGCACCUGAAAACCAUGGAUGACAUGUCCAAGCUUAGGAAGCAGCUACUCCAACUGAUCUUUAGUCAAGUCAUUGGUGGUGAUGAGGAACAAAGUGGGUUUUCUUGGAGUAGUGGAAACUUCGAGGAUGUGGAGAUUGCAUGGAGGAAUUCCAUGAAUACGCAAUUGUUAUUGAAUGAAGAAGGGAUCUUGGGGCAAGCUAUUUGUGCAGGCUGGGCAGAUAGAGUAGCCCGACGCAUUAGACAAUUUGAAGAAAUCCCCGAAGGAGCCAAAAGAUCUAAAUCUGUAAGGUACCAAUCUUGUGUAGUGAAAGAAACUGUUUUUCUUCAUCGCUCUUCUUCUGCUGCCCCUUCAGCACCAGAAUUUGUGGUCUAUAACGAACUGCUUCAAACCUCGAGACCUUUUAUGCAUGGUAUAACCAGCGUGAGACCUGCUUGGCUCAUUGCUUAUGCGAGCUCUCUGUGUACUUUCUCUGCACCACUUUCGGACCCAAAACCCUUUUAUGAGCCUUUCAGUGAUCAAAUUCUUUGUUGGGUUAACUCAAGUUUUGGACCAUAUUUGUGGGAACUUCCUUUACAUAAUUUGCCUGUGAAAAGUAAGAGGCUCCGGGUCUCCGUGUUUGCUUGUUCUUUACUUGGGGGAAAGGUACUCCCAUGCCUGAAAGAUGUGCAGAAAUUUCUUGCUGCUAAUCCAGAGAGCUUGCUAAAGCCUGAGGCUCAAGGGCAGAGAAGGGUUGGGGAGCUGCUAAAUAGAUUGGUAAGUGGGUCUAGAGUUGUUGAUAGCCGUGCUGCUCUCAAGGAAACUUGGAGAGAGAAUCCAUUGGCACUUCAUGAGGAGAUUGUGUGCUGGUUUCAGGAAGGUUUCAGAUUUCAAUUCGGCGAGCUUUGGGAGCAGAUGCAGCGUGAAGUUGAGCUUGAAGCUGAAGUGCUUUUUCCGAAGAGGAAGAAGAGAAACCUAAAUGAAUAACUAGUUUUGACGAGAGAAAAUAGAUGAAAUGUGAAUUUCGUCUUUGAGGCUGGAAAGAAUUCCAAAGAGGAAGAAAAUAAAUAUGAACAAUGGAUAUUUUAGACUAGACAGAUAGAUUGGAUGCAAUGUGAAGUUUGUUUUCAUGAGGGAAGAGAAGAGAAACAGGUAUGAUAGAUAAGCAGUUUCGAAAGAGAAAAUGAAUCAGUGAAUGAAUGGUUGAGAUGUGCUAAUGCAUAGAAACUGCUCCCAGUCAGCUUAGAAAAUUAAAACACAUGACACUGUUGUGCAUCUUUGUAGAAGGCGGCAAAUAGGUGUAAAUAUGAGGUGGGAUUUUCAUUUGGUUAUUUAUGCGGUGUGGCUCAUUUCAUUUGGGGGCAUUUGAUAACUGUGUAAAGCGAUGAAAGUGCAUGACUUUCCCUGAUAAGUGUAGUUUUUACUUAUUUGGGAACAGUAAAAAAUGGAGAAAAGUAGGAACACGUGCCUCACUUUUCCUGUUAUUGUAGGUUUCCCCUGUUUUGGCUUCUUCCAUUCCAUGUGUUUCUACAAAGUUGGAAAUGGAAAUCAUAUCAUUUAUAUUGUUUUGGA
This is a messenger RNA of Amborella trichopoda, 4493 nucleotides long. Lineage: Eukaryota; Viridiplantae; Streptophyta; Magnoliopsida; Amborellales; Amborellaceae. The record is from RefSeq and is a predicted model, not a curated record.